This is a messenger RNA of Linderina pennispora, 1680 nucleotides long. RefSeq lists its product as uncharacterized. Gene Ontology annotation, cellular component: GPI-anchor transamidase complex. The record is from RefSeq and is a predicted model, not a curated record. NCBI's taxonomy places the organism in Eukaryota, Fungi, Kickxellomycota, Kickxellomycetes, Kickxellales, Kickxellaceae. Gene Ontology annotation, biological process: attachment of GPI anchor to protein. The transcript has a single exon. Bases 70 to 1620 code for a protein of 516 amino acids.
CCUCUCCCCAGUUCCCACACGCAUUCCUGCUCCUCCAAUUCGCACACCCGCUCCUGCAUACCAACACAAAUGCCUGCGCUCGUCGACAGAAUUCGGGCCCUUUUGCGCGGUAAGGGCCAGGACAAGACAAUAAUAUCCGUACAUCGCGACCGUAUAGUGGUAGUCCUCAGCAUAUUAUCUGUGUUUCUGUUGGGCCUGCCGCUGUGGUGGACGACAACACGCGUAUACCGCGCCGACCUUCCCUCUACCGAAAUUGCACAAUACACACAAGCCGAUGCACUGGAAAUCCCUUUCACCUUUUACGUCGAUUCGCCUGACAUUUCGCUCAAUGAAGUGCAGAAGCUGGUUGACACAAAACUCGCAAAGAGCAGAUUGCCAUACAAGCCCGGCGAAUGGCGCGUCGCAUUUACCGCCCAGGUGCAACGUGGACUGGCGCCUGAUCUACCCGGCCAUUACACUGUCGAGACACAGGAGGAAGUCAGUGCAACAGUGGGGACUGCCCGGUCGGCACAGAUUCCGCUGCCAAGCACGGCAGACACCAGUGAGACUGUUGCCAAAUGGAUCGCACGCAUCGUGGCAAAAGAAGAGCGCGAGGUACGCAGACCUGAGGGCCGUGCACUAAAGUACUCGCCAGAGUACGCUGUCACAUUCACGCUGAUCAACGAGGAUCCAACCGGCGGACUAUCAGUGGACUGGGAGAUCGAGCAGGCGCUGUCCACCUACCUGCAGCCACUCAUUGAUAUUGUCAGACCGCUGACCAAGCUCUCAGUAUCCUCACAGGUCUUGCACCACGCCGGCCCACUGCCAGUCACCCCCCAGCGUGCCGCCAACUACACGUAUCUGACCUCAGAUGCCCUGCCACACUUUAUCAACUCUGCCAGCUGGAACCUAGCAUCAACCGACCCGGUUUCACCGAUGCUCAACUUUAUUCUGUUUGUGCCGAAACGUGACCUGCAACCCAUGCACAUUCUUGACGACCACCACACACAGUCAAAGACCAACGCAUUCUUGAUCCCGCAAUGGGGCGGCAUUGCUGUGGCCAAUUUCCCCAAGACCGCAAGUGGCCAGAUAGUGGUCUCACAAAGAGACCUGCGGCCGUACAUGGGCGUCUUUGUUGCCCAACUGCGCGAACUCUUGGGAAUCCGCAGCGACACGCCCCUGCCGUCUGUCAAGGGCCGUGUGAACGUACAGCGAGCCACCGCAACGGGCAUCAGCGGGUGGGAAUAUGAUGCGCUGGCAAGACGCUGGCUUGCAAACAACCGCCAGACAGCCGUCACCACCCUGAAGUCGCUCAUCACCUUAGUCGAGUCUAUGCAGAAUAUGGUCGUCAUGGAUAGCAUUAAAGGGCAAGUCGAUGCUUCGCUUGCAGCACUAGCUAAAAUCACUCGCGCACACGUUGCCCAUGACCAUGCCCGCGCAUGUCAAGAUGCUAUCGUGGCGGCAACAAAGGCAGAGGGUGCGUUCUUUGACCCGUCCAUGGUUUCAAUGCUGUACUUCCCCGAUCAGCACAAGUACGCCAUUUACCUACCGUUCUUUUUGCCUGUAGCCAUCCCGCUCUUCCACGCCAUCAAGCAUGUCAUCAAAGAUAUGAAAGCCAGGCGUAAGAGUAAAACGGAAUAAACCUUUGCUCUAAGACCAGCAGCUGUAGACUACAAUUGCCUCUUUACUUUAUGAGGACCA